Danaus chrysippus (African queen) is the source of this 204-nucleotide messenger RNA. The record is from the annotation of a GenBank genome assembly. Lineage: Eukaryota; Metazoa; Arthropoda; Insecta; Lepidoptera; Nymphalidae.
AUGCAGGCUGCAGGCUGGCGCGGCCGGCUCACGGAUGCUUACAUUUACAUGCUGGAUGCAUUCGUAUGUAAAUUGGAACAAGAUGGCAUCCGCGCUGCGUCGAGUCGAUUAAUUGAAAACAUUAUGAGACGCGACCGCAUCGCUAUCUGGCAAUCGUAUUUGUUAGCAUCGGAUCAGCUUAAAAUUUUAAUUAAACUGUACUGA